AGAAMGAGGAGAGAGCGGAUGAACGAGAAGUCCGAGGAGGGGAAAGAAGGAUGCGGAAUUAAAAAAAUAAUAAUUAUAAUUCAUCGUUUGACACCAAAAUAAGUUAGUCUCGCCGGGUUCACGUGAGGGAAGCGCGGACAAACGGCCGAGCUCGAGCCGUCCGAAAGAACCUCCUCGGCUCUUUUUUUUUUAUUUCUUAAUGAGUUCGUUUUAAAACACUCGUUUUCUCGGGAGCUAACUGUCCAUCUGCGUGAAGAAGCGACGAUGGAGUCUAUCUUUGACAGUUUAACGGCGGAGAAACUCUAUCACUCCGGCGGGACCAACCUGUUGGACCUGGAGGAACUCGGUGACGGUGAUUUCCUCACUAAUGUGCCUUUUUCAGGUGACCAGAUGGACGACUUCAGCAGUGAAUUAUUUAACAGUUUCUUUGACGACCACCUGUUGGAGCGCCCCCUGCUGGCAGACAGACCUUCACCGCUACACCUCGACAUGGACAGCAGCCCAGAUAUCCAGGGAGAGCACAGCUACUCUUUGAGCGAAGAUUCCGCCCCCCAGAGUCCGGCCCUGUCAAUCAAAAUGGAUGAAGAGUCUGAGUUUGAGUGGAACUUCAGCCAGGACUUAUCCGCCAUCUUGGUGAAACGGGAGGAAUCCGAUGCGGGCCAGAGUUUAGAGCCUCAACCACUGGGUAGCCCAACUCUCGUAUUAAGCCCCGCCCCUCCUCACAGAGGAUCGCCAUGGAAACACGUGGAGCAUCAUCAGGAUGACGUGAAGCCUGUUGCUAUAAAGGAUGAACCUGGAGAGAUGGGGCAGUACCUCAGCCUUCCCAGCGACGAUGCCCUCCAGCUCCCGCCUACCCCUCCCAGCAGUAACCAUGGCGACAGUGACGGCUCACUCCCACCCUCCUCCCCACACCUCCCCCUGCUGCCGUCUUCCCCGCAACCACAACAGAGGUCGGGAGGUCGUGCCUCCUCCUCCUCCUCGUCGUCAGCCAUCUCUUCAUCCCCUCUCCUCACUGCGCCACAUAAACUGCAGGGUUCAGGGCCCCUCAUGCUGACAGAAGAAGAGAAGAGGACCCUGGUUGCAGAGGGUUACCCUGUACCUAACAAACUCCCCCUCACUAAGACCGAGGAGAAGGCGCUGAAGAGAGUUCGAAGAAAGAUUAAGAACAAGAUCUCAGCUCAAGAGAGCCGGAGGAAGAAGAAGGAAUAUGUGGAAUGUCUGGAAAAGAAGGUGGAGAGUUACACGUCAGAAAACGGUGAUCUGUGGAGAAAAGUAGAAAACCUGGAGACAGCCAACAGGUCUCUCCUGCAGCAGCUGCAGAAGCUUCAGUCUCUGAUUUCAGGAAAGGUCAUCCCCCGUUCCUGUAAAAUGGCCUCUACUCAAACAGGAACGUGCCUCAUGAUGGUGGCCCUGUGUUUCAUCCUGGUGUUGGGCUCCUUCUCUCCCUGUUUCUCUCCUCUGUCUUCUCUUUCUCACUCCUCCUCUUUGUCCUCCUCUUCCUCUCACUCCCCGCCUUCCUCUCAUCCUUUGUCGUCAGCGGACCUCUACACGACCAGUCAGGUCCGUUCCCGCAGCCUGCUCUUCUACGACGAACAGGCUCCGCUGGAAGAGAGUCCGCUGCCGUCAGGAAGCGAGAGGCUACAGGCAGAGAGCCACUCCCACGUCCAGACGCGCCGACACACAGCCGACGUCCAGAGGAACCGCACCGCUGGGCCCAACUUAGACCAAAGAGAAACCAAACCAGGCGACGCCUCGGAGGUUUUCUGACUCGAGGAACUUCUCACCURCUGAAAAAAGCCCCCAAAAUGCUCCACGGUUGCAGCUGGUCUCARAACCAGCCUCCACGUUCCUCUGACCCAUCAGCUCAUUCAGUAAAACAACCAGACCUCCACAUCUUUCAUCUCUCUGCUCAAACAAUCUGCAUUUAAAAAAAAAGGAAUUUGUUGUUGAAAUUUCAGCUUUUAUGCACUAAAAUAAACAUCUCUUCAUAUUUAGAUUAAAUACACAAUAACUUUAA
Austrofundulus limnaeus is the source of this 2017-nucleotide messenger RNA. RefSeq names its product cAMP responsive element binding protein 3-like 1 (gene creb3l1). The transcript is spliced from 13 exons. Gene Ontology annotation, biological process: regulation of transcription by RNA polymerase II. Gene Ontology annotation, molecular function: DNA-binding transcription factor activity, RNA polymerase II-specific; cAMP response element binding. NCBI's taxonomy places the organism in Eukaryota, Metazoa, Chordata, Actinopteri, Cyprinodontiformes, Rivulidae. The coding region runs from base 265 to 1767 and encodes 500 amino acids. The record is from RefSeq and is a predicted model, not a curated record.